AUGUUAAGAGAGCUGAGAGUUGAUACAGAGGUGGAGCACCAGCAGACAUUACUGAACCAGCUGAGGGAAGUUACUGGAACUACAGAUGUUCAGCUGUUACAGCAGGCACUGCAGGUCAGUAACGGUGACCUAGCUGAGGCGGUGGCCUUUCUCACUGAGAAGAACGCCAAGGUCCCGCAGCAAGAUGAAGCCACCUAUUACCAGACGGCCCAAAUCACCAAUGAUAGAUACAUCAGUGUGGGCAGCCAGGCUGACACAAAUGUAAUAGAUCUCACUGGAGAUGAUAAAGAUGACCUUCAGAGGGCCAUCGCUCUCAGUCUGGAGGAGUCGAACAGGGCCUUCAGGGAGACGGGCAUCACUGAUGAAGAGCAGGCUAUCAGCAGAGUCCUGGAGGCCAGCAUCGCCGAGAACAAGGCGAGCCUGAAGCGCACGCACACAGAAGUAUGGAGCGAUUCACCCAACCCUCACGACAGGAAGCGGCAGGAGAACUGUCCCGUAGGGCUGAAGAACGUGGGGAACACGUGCUGGUUCAGUGCAGUUAUACAGUCUCUUUUUAACCUGCUGGAGUUCCAGAGACUGGUGUUGCAUUAUCCCCCCCCUGCACGGAUGCAGGACUUGCCCCACAAUCAGAAGGAGCACAGGAACCUGCCUUUCAUGCAGGAGCUGAGGUGCCUUUUUUCUUUGUUGGUGGGUUCCAAGAGAAAGUAUGUGGACCCAUCCAGGGCCGUGGAGAUCCUCAAGGAUGCCUUUAAGUCCAGUGAAUCUCAGCAGCAGGAUGUGAGUGAGUUCACCCAUAAACUCUUGGACUGGCUAGAAGAUGCGUUUCAGAUAAAGGCAGAGGAGGACAGGUACAUGGACAGGAACAGAGACAUCACGCGGAUAAAACGAGAGGAGAUCAGAAGACUAAAGGAGCACCUGACCGUUCUUCAGCAGCGACUGGAGAGGUAUCUGAGCUAUGGCUCAGGGCCUAAGCGGUUUCCUCUGGCCGAUGUUCUCCAGUUCGCCAUGGAGUUUGCGUCCAGCAAACCUGUGUGUACAUCGCCUGUGGAGGACAUUGAUACAACAGCACCACCUGGUGCCACGACUGCACUGUUGCCACUUCCAGCAAGCACAGGGGAGCAGCCGGAUGCAUCUGUCCCACCCGAGGGCUCCGGCUCUGGUCUACUGGCCCAGCAGCAGCAACAACAACAGCAACAACCACAAAGAGUUUCGAUCCAUAAACCGUUCACUCAGUCUCGUGUGCCGCCAGAUCUACCCAUGCACCCCGCCCCACGACACAUCACAGAAGAGGAGCUGCGGGUGCUGGAGGGCUGUCUGCACCGCUGGAGGAGCGAGGUGGAGAACGACACCAGGGAUCUGCAGACCAGUAUAUCUAGAAUCCACAGAACCAUCGAGCUGAUGUAUUCUGACAAGUCCAUGAUGCAGGUGCCGUACCGGCUGCAUGCUGUUUUGGUCCACGAGGGUCAGGCUAACGCAGGUCACUACUGGGCGUACAUCUUCAACCCACAUCAACAGCGAUGGAUGAAAUACAAUGACAUUUCGGUGACAAAGUCAUCCUGGGAGGAGCUGGUGCGAGACUCGUUCGGUGGAUAUCGCAAUGCCAGCGCAUAUUGCCUCAUGUACAUUGAUGAUAAAAAACCCUUCCUUAUUGAAGAGGAGUUUGAUAAAGAGACGGGGCAGAUGCUCAGCGGCUUGGACAAGCUCCCUCCUGAUCUGAAGGAGUAUGUAGAGGCAGAUAACAAGCUCUUUGAGAGGGAGAUGGAGGAGUGGGACGCUCUACAGGCACGCAAACUCCAGCAGGAGAAACUGGCUCUGGCCGCCGCCAGUGUGGCCGCCCAGCCCAUGAGCACUGAACCCUGCCCUCCAAAUAACACAGCAGCCCCUCAGCAUGACCCAGAGUACAUGGAGCAGCAGUCGCCCACCGGAGACUCCAAACACCUGCAGGAGGACACGGAGAGAGCCAUCAGCAAAGCCGCAGCUGAGCAUGAUGAGAAGAGUCCAGAAGCACUGCUCAACACAUCUCAGUCAUCACAUCCCGACAGUGAGGUGACCUCUGACCCCUGUCCUCCCCUUGACCCUGAGCAGGAUGACACCACCUCCUCUCCGCCCGCACCUCAGCGGGUGGUUGAGGUGGCCAUUCCUAAUGUAGGAACCUUUGUCAUUCAGUCGAAGGAGGGAGGUUAUGAUGAUGAGGCGAUGAUGACCCCAAACAUGCAGGGUGUCAUAAUGGCCAUUGGCAAAUCCAGGAGUGUUUAUGAAAAGUGUGGGCCUGAAGCAGCAUUCUUCAAGGCGAUGAAAGUAGAGUACACUCGUUUACUGAGGUUCGCUCAGGAGGACACACCCCCCGAGAGGGACUACCGAUUGCAUCACGUCAUUGUUUACUUCAUUCACAACCAGGUGCCCAAAAAGAUUGUGGAGAGAACUCUGCUCAUGCAGUUUGCCGACAGAAACCUUGGCUUUGAUGAGAGAUGUAAGAGCAUCAUGAAGGUGGCACAUGCUAAACUGGAGCUCAUUAAGCCUGACGAGGUGAACAUGGAGGAAUACGAGAUGUGUCAUCAGGAUUACAGGAAAUUCCGUGACACGACAGUGUUUCUAUUGAUCGGCCUGGAAUUAUUCUUAAAGAAAAGUUACGUGGAAUCAUUGAUGUACCUGAUCUACGCCUAUCAAUACAACAAAGAGCUCCUGGCAAAAGGGCCGUACAGAGGCCACGAUGAGGAGCUGAUCGCACAUUACCGCAGAGAGUGCCUGCUAAAGGUGAACGAACACGCGGCUGCCCUCUUUGAGACAGGCGAGGAGACUGAAGUGAACACUGGUCUGAGCAUCAUGAAUGAGCUGGUGGUGGCGUGUAUUCCACUGCUGCUGGUGGAUGAGAUGGAGGAGAAAGACAUGGUGGCUGUCGAAGACAUGAGGAACCGAUGGUGUUCAUACCUGGGCCAGGAAAUGGAGCCUAAUCUCCAGGAGAAGCUGACUGACUUCCUGCCCAAGCUGCUCGACUGCUCAACCGAGAUCAAAAGCUUUCAUGACCCUCCCAAACUACCUUCAUACUCCACGCUGGAGCUGUGCGAGCGUUACGGCCGGGUCAUGAUGUCACUCACCCUGAGUCGAACCCCUGCAGACGGCAGAUGAGCUGUGCAGACUUCAUCUCCCCUCAACUAACACAUGCCUUCCUUAAAGCAGGGCUUUCCCAAACCUACCAACCUUUCCUUUCUCUUUUGCUGCUAGAGAUUUUACCUUAUCCUUAUCGGUAUUAUUAAUAUUAUUUUGAGGAUUCUGUUAUAUUUUAAAACUAAUGCAACAGUAAGAAUGGUGUGAAACUGAGCAGAGACGAAGAAGAAGCAUUAGACGGAUAGUUCACUCAAAAAUAAAAUUUUAGACAUCGUUUGUUUACUUCAUGUUGUUCCAAACCCAUAUGAAAAGGAGAUGUCUAGCAGAAUGUUCAAGCUGCUGGGACCAGGGACAGCUGUGGUUGGAAAGAAGAAAGUUAUAUGGACUCUAAAAUACUUGAGGGUAAAGAAAUGAGGCUGAAUUUUCAUUUUCAAGUGAACUAUCCCUUCAAAGCAAAGAAUGGUAUCAUGUUUGGUGUUUUAGACAUUGGCGCAUGCAGCUUUAGGUUUGUGAAACGAGGUUGAGGAUUCAUUUCAAUAUUUUGUUUUAUUUUAGUUUUAUUUUCCCUCAUCUUCCCUUUUCACAUGAGAAGCGGGUCAACCUGCCGCGCCACCCUCAGUUACAGUGUUACUGCAUUGUUUUGUUUUGUUUUUUCUAAGGAUGGUGAGUCAAAAAGCUGGAGGCUCUCGGAUGGGUCUGCGGACCUGACGACUGGGACUUUAACACAAGUUUUAAGUGCUGUGGUUGGCAGCCAUGGGACAUACUGUGGCUGUUAAUACAUUGAGAGAAUAAAGUUUUAUUUAUGGCUCUUUUAGGCCAGAUACAUAUUUUUUUAAAUGUUCCUCCUAAUCUUUAUUGAACUUCGCAUUGAAUGAAACUGUGCUGUGCUACUUUGGGUAUCUCAAAGAGAACGGAGUAUGUUUUCCCCAUGGACUUGGAUAGAUUUGACUGCAUCUGAAUCCUUUUUAGACUCUUCCUGAGUUUGGUUUUCCAUAAAAAGUUUCGUUAUUGAGUAAAAAGGCACAAACACUACUGCUUUCCCAAAGAAUACUGAUAACACAGUACUAUACUGAAUCUGUCUUUCACAGUCCAUCGCUGUGCAUUCAUAGUACAAUGUGCCGAGUGAACUUGCAUUGUUGCAUUGCUAGCUUCAAAGGGGAUUUGAUGCCAAGCAUCAACUAGAACUGAAAGUUUAGCAUUCACACUGGUGGAAAAUUCCUGAAUGGACGCACUCAGCAUUACCAUUGUACAUACACCCUUAUUUGUGUCAAAAAGUGUUUUUUUUUUUUUUUUUUUAAUCUAUCAGAGCAGCUUGUUCAGCACGUAUGACUUUAAAGGCUAUUAAACAAAGCUGACACAAAUAAACAAACCAAAAC
This is a messenger RNA of Sinocyclocheilus grahami, 4481 nucleotides long. Its product is annotated as ubiquitin carboxyl-terminal hydrolase 25-like. NCBI's taxonomy places the organism in Eukaryota, Metazoa, Chordata, Actinopteri, Cypriniformes, Cyprinidae. The transcript is spliced from 23 exons. Gene Ontology annotation, molecular function: cysteine-type deubiquitinase activity; protein binding; proteasome binding. Gene Ontology annotation, biological process: regulation of proteasomal protein catabolic process; proteasome-mediated ubiquitin-dependent protein catabolic process; protein deubiquitination. Bases 1 to 3126 code for a protein of 1041 amino acids. The record is from RefSeq and is a predicted model, not a curated record.